CGAACUCUUCCAAGGUCGAAAGCCCAAUCUUCCAUCACUGUUUUGAGUCGGUCACUCUGAUCCCCACCAACGCUGUACUGUCGAUUGGUGGGUUUACAACCACAGGACAGUAUAAAAUGGUACCACCUACGAACUCUUGUCUUAUCCGCGAGCACCUACUGCAGCGAGGUUGAAACGCAGUGUUGAAUUUGGCGAAUUCACGUCCAUGCAAGCGAACACUUUCAUCCUUCAGGAUGACAGAUUUCUGAAUUUCUUCGUGAGGGCGGGGGUGUUGGAUAUCUACCUAGGGUGACUACCAACCCUUCCUAGCAUCGUGGAAAGUCCAAAGUUUACCGAACUACGUGUUCAUACGAACUUAUUGCGCAAGAGGCGCGAAGGAGUCGCUCAGUCGUUCCUGAAUUGUAGAUCAUGAGAUUGUGCUAUCAGCAGAGCAAUUCAGGUUAUCGGAGGGAAGUGUUUGCAGGAGUUGCUCAGACGUUCCUAAGGAGGAGAUAAUGAGCUAGUGAUAUCAGCAGAGCAGGCAUCGAUGGAAGAGCUUCAUGUAUAGUCGUCCACAGAAGCCAAGAUCUACAAAACAGGCUCGGACAGGCUUGCCUGAUUUGCCGAGCAUGUCGAGGGCCAUGUAUUGCUGCAGUUCUAUCGUCUUGCUUUUGCUCGUCUCACUGCGACUUGUGACCCUCGGUCAAGGUGCAUCAGUACUUCGUUGCCAUAUGUUGCCGGCUGAAGAGUGCGCAUUCGCAGUGGACUCGUCAGGCAAGAGAUGCGUGCUCACGGAGAAUAGCGACGACGCAGUUUCCAUCGUCCGCAGCUGCGAAACUUCAGAAAUCUCAGUCGGAGAUGACAGUCCAAUUGAGUACAUUGAAACUGAGCAAUGUGUGAGGGCCUGCGGCGUUCAUAAGAUGACCAUUGGAUUCGCACGGAGCACGAACCUGCCGACAGAUCAAUUUAUGUCGAAGCUAUGCUCAUGGGAGUGCAAACACAACUGCCCGAACCUCGUUGAUCUGUACAAUAAUGUCUCCAUAGUUGUAGGAAAAGAAGGGAAAUUUAACAGUUACACAGAGCUCUGUAAUGAUUGGCUGCACAGAUCUGGCAAAUCAAUAAGGUCUCGUAGGCUGCAUCACUUGCUGUAAAUUAAGUUCUGUGUCUACACAGGGAUAAAUCCAACACAAUAUCGCCGUAUCCUAACCGCUGCUCAUUCAUAUAAACCAUCGUCACUUGAUGGAGUCAAAUGAGAAGCCGCUUUCAUAAUUACGAAUCGUUGUAACAGUCAAUUGACAGGAGUAAUAGUUGUUUUCUGUUUUCAUAUGGUUCAUCAACUUAAACACAUAAAUUUUUAGUCACACAGACAGAAGCAAGUAUUCAGAAAAGCAUCAAUUUCAGCACUCUACAUCGGAACCCCAGCUGCAAAUAAAAUGCCUGU
Messenger RNA from Marchantia polymorpha subsp. ruderalis, 1420 nucleotides. Lineage: Eukaryota; Viridiplantae; Streptophyta; Marchantiopsida; Marchantiales; Marchantiaceae. The record is from the annotation of a GenBank genome assembly.